AUGUCGAACGAUGGAGCUCCACCGGAACCAGUGCUUGAGGUGCCUAUUCCAACCGAAAUCAAAAUUCUUGAGACCGCCGAAGACAUACAGCAUCGACGUCAGGAGGUGCUUGGCCAUUAUUCGCAAUUCAAAGAGCACGCCAAGAAUAAGAGAGAUCGUUUAGAAGAGGCUCGACAAUAUCAGUACUUCAAACGUGAUGCUGAUGAAUUGGAGAUUUGGAUUCUGGAGAAGUUACAAACAGCUCAGGAGGAGUCGUUCAAGGAUCCAACUAACUUGCAGGCAAAAAUCCAGAAACAUGAAGCAUUUGAAGCAGAAGUACAAGCCCAUGCUAAAACUAUCAGUAAUUUGGACAAGACUGGAAAUGCUAUGAUACAACAUGGGCAUUUUGCAAGUGAGAUUAUCAAAAAACGCCUUGAAGAGCUUCAUGCUCUUUGGGACAAAUUGUUCUUCAAACUAAAAGACAAGGGCAUUAAGCUCCAGCAGGCAUUGAAACUGCUUCAGUUUAUUCGACAAUGCGAUGAGGUGCUUUAUUGGAUUAGAGACAAGGAGGCCUAUGUCACUGCCGAAGAUAUGGGCAUGGAUCUGGAACACGUCGAAGUGCUUCAGCGUAAAUUUGAAGAUUUCCUUAAGGAGCUUGGAAACCAUCAUUAUCGUAUUAACGAAAUCAACCAAGCUGCCGACAAGUUAGUGGAGGAUGGACACACGGAACAUGAUCAGAUCUAUAAAAAACGUGACGAGGUAAAUGACGCGUGGCACCGCUUAAAUACACUCGCCGCAACCCGGAAGGAGUGCCUCUUUGGAGCGCAUCAAGUGCAGCGUUUCAAUCGUGACGCCGAUGAAACACUAGCUUGGAUUGCAGAGAAGGAUGCCGCUCUUUCAAGUGAUGAUUACGGCCGAGACUUGAAUAACGUUCAAGCCCUUCAACGAAAACAUGAAGGUACUGAGAGAGAUCUGGCAGCAUUGGAGGGGAAAAUGCAGCAAUUGGAAAAGGAGUCAUUGCGACUUUCCGAAACCCACUCAGAUCGUGCUGGUGCAAUCGACGCGAAAAUGCGUGAAGCAAAAGAGCAAUGGAACGCGCUUAAAAGAAAAGCCCAGUCUCGUAAGGAGGGAUUAGAUCGGAGUUUGCAACUUCACCGGUUUCUCGCCGACUACAGAGAUCUCUGUUCUUGGAUAAACGACAUGAAAGCUGUCAUCUCUGCUGACGAACUUGCUAAAGACGUUGCUGGAGCUGAAGCACUUCUUGAGAGUCACCAGGAACAUAAAGGAGAAAUUGAUGCCAGAGAGGACAGUUUCAACCAGACAGCGGUAUCUGGCCAAGGUCUGCUUGACAUGGGUAUCCCAGAAAGCAACGAAGUUCGUCAAAAACUUGAACAUCUUGCACAUGAAAAGGCUUCCUUGUUGGCACUGUGGGAGGAACGUCGAAUAUUGUACGAACAAUGCAUGGAUCUUCAAUUGUUUUACCGUGACACAGAACAGGCGGAAACUUGGAUGAAUAAACAGGAAGCGUUCCUCGCCAACCAAGACCUUGGCGACUCACUUGAUGCCGUUGAGUCUCUCAUUAAGAAGCAUCAAGAUUUUGAAAAGUCAUUGAUCGCCCAGGAAGAGAAAAUUAAUGCUCUUGAUGAAUUUGCUACAAAGCUCAUUCAGGGACAACAUUAUGCCGCAGAUGAUGUAGCAAGGCGACGCCAGGCGCUUCUAGAUCGUAGACGCCGUCUCAUGGAUCGUGCCGCUGAUCAUGCUCGUCAGUUGCAUGAGAAUUACAAAAAGCAGGCCUUCAAUCGUGACUGUGAUGAAAUGGAGAGCUGGAUCAAGGAGAAAUUAAAGACUGCCAAAGACGAAUCCUACUUGGAUCCAACGAACAUUCGUGGGAAACUCCAGAAACAUACCAAUUUUGAGCAGGAGCUUAAAGCAAACCGGAACCGUCUAGAUGAGAUUAAUGAUACUGGGGCUCAGAUAGUUGCGAGUGAGCAUCCUGAAGCAGAUGAUGUGGGUUAUUUCGUCGAACAGAAUGUUGAUGAGUUGUGGAAUGAACUUGUUGAUGCAACCAACAAAAAAGGAGGCAAACUUCGCGAAGCUGGAGAUGAACAGCAGUUUAACCGAAAUAUAGAAGAUGUGGAGUUGUGGCUGAGCGAGCUUGAAGGACAAGUGGCGUCUGAGGACUAUGGAAAAGAUCUUGUUUCAGUGCAAAAUCUGCAGAAGAAAAUUGCGCUUUUGGAAAGUGACUAUCUUGCUCAUCAAGAUCGUGUAGACGGCAUUAAGUCGCAGGCAAGGAAGUUCGCUGACGAAAAACACUUUAACACUCCUGUCAUCAUUCGUAAACAAGAGGCUCUUCACACGCGUUUUCAGAAUCUCCGUGAUCCGUUGGAAAAACGAAAAAAUAAACUAGCUGAAUCACUCCAAGGAAAUCAGUUAUUCCGAGAUAUUGAGGAUGAGCUUGCAUGGAUCAGGGAGAAAGAACAGGUAGCUGGUUCCACCAACCGUGGUCGUGAUCUUAUCGGUGUCCAAAAUCUCAUUAAAAAGCAACAGGCGCUUAUUGCUGAGAUCGCAAAUCACGAAAGUCAGAUUGAAGCUGUCAGUAAAGCAGCUGAGGAUAUGAUCCAGCAGGGACAUUUUCUUGCCCCGGAAAUUCGUGACAAGCUUGCCCAUCUUCGGGAUAAUUGGAGAAUCUUGAAGACGAAGGCCGAAAAGCGACGUUUGGAGCUAGAUGAUUCACUUCAGAUACCAUUUAUACCACCCUUUGCACACCAGUAUCUUGCUGAUGCCAAUGAAGCUGAGUCAUGGAUGGCUGAAAAAGAACCUGUUGUUGGUUCUACGGAUUACGGGAAGGAUGAGGAUUCUGCGGAGGCUCUUCUGAAGAAACAUCGUGCUCUGAUGUCGGAUUUGGAUGCUUUCAAAGGAACCAUUGAUGAUCUAAGAAAACAAGCUGCUCAGUGUAAAUACCAAGAACAACCAGUUGGACAGCUUGGUCGUGACUGUGUUCUUGCUCUCUACGAUUAUCAAGAGAAAUCACCGAGAGAAGUAUCAAUGAAGAAGGGCGAUGUACUAACUUUGCUUAAUGCAUCCAACAAGGAUUGGUGGAAGGUUGAAGUUAAUGACCGGCAAGGCUUUGUCCCAGCUGCCUAUGUCAAGCGAAUCGAGCCAGGUGCAGCGCAUCAACAAAGUCAACAACAAGUUAAUUCCAUUGGUGGAAAGCAGAACGAAAUUGAAGAUAAAUAUCAGCGCUUAAUGAUGCUUGGCGAAACACGCAAAAGAAAACUUGAGGAAGCAUGUAAAGGCUACCAACUUCUCAGAGAAGCCAACGAUCUUGCGGAAUGGAUCAAAAGCCGCGAGGCUGUUGCUGCACAGCAAGAAAUUGGAACUGACCUUGAACAAGUCGAGGUCCUCCAAAAGAAAUUCGACGACUUCAAGGGUGAUCUCAAGGCAAACGAAGUCCGAUUGCAAGAGAUGAAUCAAAUUGCAACUGCUCUCACCUCUGUCGGUCAGACCGAGACGGCAGUGCGUAUUCGUCAGCAAAUCGAAGACCUCAAUGCGAGGUGGCGAGCACUUGAAGAGCAAACGGAACAACGCGAGCAACAACUCGGAUCAGCACACGAGGUGCAACGCUUCCAUCGUGAUGUCGACGAAACUAGAGACUGGAUUCAAGAGAAAGACGAUGCUCUCGAUUCUGAUGACUUUGGUCGUGAUCUCCGUUCCGUGCAAGCACUUCAACGCAAACAUGAAGGUGUUGAAAGGGAUCUGGCUGCUCUCGAUGAAAAGGUUUGGUCUCUAAUCAUCCUGAAGCUGCUGAACAGAUUUAUGAUUUGCAACAUUUCAGAAUUUACCUGGAGAUACAUCCCGUCCAUGAACUCACUGCUUACCGCUAAGGCGAACAACCGCAGAGAGAAAUUGUUGGAUUCAUACGACUAUCAGAGAUUCCUUUCGGAUUAUCGUGAUGUCAUGCAAUGGAUAUCUGCUAUGAAUCAGCUUGUGAGCAGUCAGGAGUUGGCAAAUGAUGUAACAGGUGCGGAAGCACUGCUGGAAAGACAUCAAGAGUACCGUACCGAGAUUGAUUCUCGUGCUGCCACAUUCCACGCCUUUGAGCAAUUCGGAAAUCAACUCCUUAACAACAAUCAUUACGCCAGUGAAGAUAUUGCCAGACGUCUAAGUGAUGUAAAUGCUGCUCGUCAAGGACUCGAAAAUGCAUGGGUUGCCAGACGUAAUGUCCUAGAUCAGUGCCUUGAGCUUCAACUCUUUUACAGAGAUUGUGAACAGGCUGAUACGUGGAUGUCUGCUAGAGAGAAUUUCCUUGCUCAAGAGGAUCCAACUGGUGAUAAUGUGGAGUCCUUAAUUAAGAAGCAUGAAGAUUUCGACAAAGCUAUCAAUAAUCAGCAGGAAAAGAUUGCUGGAUUACAACAAUUUGCGAAUCAACUUAUCAACAGUAACCAUUAUGACAAAGAUGCUGUGGCCCAUAAACGCGAUAUGAUACUGGACCGAUGGGAGCGUCUAAAGGCCGCUCUUAUUGAAAAGCGAAGUAAGCUUGGUGAAAGUCAAACGCUGCAGCAAUUCAGUCGCGAUGCCGAUGAAAUCGAAAAUUGGAUCGCGGAGAAGUUUCAAGUUGCGCAAGAGGAGAACUAUCGCGAUCCAACCAACAUUCAGCAGAAACAUCAGAAACAACAGGCUUUUGAAGCUGAGCUGGCGGCCAAUGCUGACCGCAUCGCCACUCUUAUAACUGCUGGGCAAAAUCUUAUCGAUGGUGCUAAAUGUGCUGGAGGCGAAGAUGCUGUUAGCGCUCGUCUAAAAGCGCUUAACGAUCAGUGGGAAUUGCUCGUAAAGACGACUACCGAGAAGAGUUACAGACUAAAAGAGGCGAACAAGCAAAAGAGCUUCAUGGCCGCUGUGAAGGAUUUAGAAUUUUGGCUCGGUGAAGUGGAAAUUCUCCUACAAUCUGAUGACUAUGGGAAGGACUUAGCCUCAAUAGAAAACCUUCUCAAAAAGCACCAGCUGCUUGAAGCCGACAUCAUGGCUCAUCAGGAUCGAGUCCAAGAGAUGAACCAACAAGCUGAUUCACUACUUGAAAGGGAUCAGUUCGGUGGGCAGCAAAUUGCAGAACGGCGCAAGGUGAUUUCUGAUCGCUAUGAACGUGUAAAGGAGAUGGCUAAUGAGCGUCGUGAAAAACUCAACAAAGCUCUUAGUGUUCAUCAAUUCUUGCGUGAUAUUGACGAUGAGGAGUCGUGGAUCAAAGAAAAGAAACUUCUCGUAUCAUCCGAUGACUAUGGACGCGAUCUUCCGGGAGUGCAAAAUCUCCGUCGCAAACACCGUCGUCUUGACACAGAACUGGCUAGUCAUGAGCCUUUGGUCUCUCAAGUCCGCCAGAAAGGUGAGGAACUCCUACGUUCAUCUGGAAUUGGUGGAGAAGAAAUCCAAAGGAGAAUGGCAGAAUUGGAGCGUAGCUGGGGACAGAUUCGUGACCUAACUGGUAGUCGGCACCAAAAACUCAAUGAGUCAGAAGAGUUCCAAGAAUUUCUAGGGAAGAUAGAAGAGGAAGAAGCUUGGAUGAACGCUAAACAGCAAAUUCUCGGUUCUGAUAACUAUGGCGAUAACAUGGCUGGUGUGCAAGGCCUACUGAAAAAGCAUGAUACGUUUGAGGUUGACCUACAGCUUCACAAACAGCGUGUUGAUGAUCUUAUCCGUCAAGGAAAACAGCUCAUUGACUCUGGAAACCAUCAUGGUCCUCGUAUCAAGGAUCGUUGUGACCAACUCUUGAACCGACUUCGAAAUAUUGAAGAUAUGGCUGCGCGCCGUCUGCAGAAACUUCGCGAUAACUCAGCGUAUUUGCAAUUCAUGUGGAAAUGCGAUGUUGUUGAGAGCUGGAUUGCCGAAAAGGAACAGCAGGUGCGAUCCGACGACUAUGGUCGUGAUCUGUCAUCAGUACAGAUUCUUCUUACAAAGCAAGAAGCAUUCGAUGCUGGAUUAAAUGCCUUUGAGCAUGAGGGAAUUCAGAGAAUCACUGAACUGAAAGACCAGCUUGUGAGAGGCAACCAUCAUCAAUCACCAGCAAUUCAAAAACGUCAUGCGAACGUGAUCACUCGAUGGCAGCAACUGCUUGCACAUUCCGAAGGACGUCGCCAGAAAUUGCUUAAAAUGCAGGACCAGUAUAAACAAAUCGAAGAGCUUUAUUUGGCUUUUGCCAAGAAGGCAUCCACUUUUAACUCAUGGUUCGAAAACGCCGAGGAGGACUUAACAGAUCCGGUCAGAUGCAACUCACUAGAAGAAAUUCGCGCCCUUCGUGAAGCGCAUGCAGAUUUCCAGCGAUCUCUAAGCUCAGCUGAGGAAGAUUUCCGACAACUGCAAGCGCUGGAUAAGCAAAUCAAAUCGUUCAAUGUUGGUCCCAAUCCAUAUACAUGGUUCACGAUGGAUGCCUUGGAAGAUACGUGGCGCAAUCUGCAAAGAAUCAUUAAAGAUCGUGAGAUCGAGCUUCAAAAGGAGAGCAAUCGUCAAGAGGACAAUGAUCGAUUGCGCCGUGACUUUGCCAAGCUCGCCAACGUUUUCCACCACUGGUUAACGCAAACCCGACAGGAAAUGAUGGAAGCAAGUGGUUCGCUAGAGGAGCAGCUGGAGGUUUUGAAAAAGAAAGCUGGUGAAAUCCGUGCGAAUAAAACUCAGUUGCGAAAAAUUGAAGAGCAAGGCGCCAUGUUGGAGAGGAACUUAAUUUUAGAUAAUCGCUACACAGAACACUCGACAGUCGGGUUGGCUCAAGCAUGGGAUCAACUUGAUCAGCUAGCUAUGCGUAUGCAGCAUAAUCUUGAACAGCAAAUUCAAGCACGCAAUCAAUCUGGUGUUACAGAGGAAGCCUUGCGCGAGUUUUCAAUGAUGUUUAAGCACUUCGACAAGGAGAAAUGUGGACGUUUGGAUCAUCAGCAGUUCAAAAGCUGUCUUCGUGCGCUUGGUUACGAUCUUCCUAUGGUGGAUGAGGGCCAACCAGAGCCAGAAUUCAAUCGAAUUCUCGACAUCGUCGAUCCAAAUCGUGACGGCUAUGUCACAUUACAAGAGUAUAUGGCGUUUAUGAUCAGCAAAGAGACUGAGAACAUACAGUCAUCGGAGGAAAUCGAAAUGGCAUUCCGAGCCUUAUCCAAGGAAUUUCGUCCAUAUGUUACUGCUGAAGAGCUUUAUGCGAACCUCACAACUGAGCAGGCCGAAUACUGUAUCAAGAGAAUGAAACCGUACACGGAUGCCAUUUCCGGUCGCUCAAUUCAAGGAGGUCUCGACUAUGAACAAUUCGUACAUGCUUUAUUCCAGAGUUAA
Molecule: messenger RNA, 7281 nt
Organism: Angiostrongylus costaricensis
Lineage: Eukaryota; Metazoa; Nematoda; Chromadorea; Rhabditida; Metastrongylidae
Source: the annotation of a GenBank genome assembly